CUUUUCAAAAUGUUUAAAAAUAUGAAUUUCAAACUUUUUCAUAAGUAUUUAAUACACGAUUUCAAAAGGAAAAUUUCACAAUUGAGCAUUAAUUCAAUUCUACAAAGUACCAGCGUUGGAGAUAAAAUUAACGCAAAGGGUUGGAUACGGUCUUUAAGGAAGCAAAAAGAGAACGUUUUCAUAGAUAUUAGCGACGGUUCAACUAAUCAGAAAUUGCAAAUAAUUGUCGGUUCGAAAUUAGUGCCUAAAAAUUUAACUACAGGAGCAUCUAUCAGUACGUCCGGAGUAGUUCAGCUUUCUCCUAAAGGACAAAAAGAAAUAAAUGCCCAAGAAAUAUCAAUUUACGGCGAUUGUAUUGUUACAGAUGGCUAUCCAUUUGCCCCCAGAAAAGAGUAUACUUCCGAAUACAUAAGACAACAUUUACAUUUCAGACCAAGGACUAAUAAGUUUUCAUCGUUAUUAAGAAUUAGAAGUUCCGCUCAAUGCCAUUUUCACAAUUAUUUAACCAGCCAAGGUUAUGUUAACAUUCACACGCCAAUUUUAACUUCAAAUGAUUGCGAAGGAGCAGGGGAGAUUUUUCAAGUGAUUCCCGAUAAUGAAAAGCUGAUAAAAUCAAUGAAAAAAGAAGGGCAGUCACCAGAAGAAGCUUUUUUCAAUGGCAAAACUUUUUUAUCAGUGUCGGGCCAACUGCACUUGGAAUCUGCAGCUCAUGCAUUAACAAAAGUAUACAACUUGGGACCGAUAUUUAGGGCUGAAAACUCGAGAAGUAGGUUACAUUUGGCCGAAUUUUAUAUGCUGGAAGCGGAAAUUGCCUUUCUAGAAAACCUCGAAGAUUUAGUAGUUUGUGUCGAGGACCUAGUACAAAACGUAACAAAAAUGCUUCUUGAUUCUAACGAAAGCGAUAUUAUGAAUCUUAACAAAGAAAAUAAACGAGAUUUUAGCUGGAUGGAUAAAAAAUUUGUUGUAUUAACAUACGAAGAGGCUGAAAACAUCCUAAUAAAAGAAGGAAAAGAGUACAAUCCGAUCGAUAGCAUAUCCAAAGAGAACGAAUUGUUUUUAGUAAAGCAUUGCGGAAAUAUUCCCGUAUUUGUAAUUAAUUGGCCCAAGAAUAUCAAACCGUUUUACAUGAAAGAAUGUCCUGGUGAUAAUACAAAAGUACAGGCAUUAGAUUUACUCGUUCCUGAUGUCGGGGAAGUGGUCGGAGGAAGUUUACGUGAAAACGAUUUCAAUAAAUUAGUAGGAAAUAUACCAAAUGACUCAGACGAGCUCAAGUGGUAUUUUGACCUAAGGAAAUUUGGCGGAGUCCCAACCUGUGGAUACGGCUUGGGUUUCGAGAGAUAUUUGCUAUUUGUAACUGGCAUAACGAAUAUUAAAGAUGUAAUACCUUUUCCAAGGUGGCCUCAUAAUUGUAGUAUGUAAAUUCGUUGAUUUUUU
Messenger RNA from Phyllotreta striolata, 1434 nucleotides. The record is from the annotation of a GenBank genome assembly. Lineage: Eukaryota; Metazoa; Arthropoda; Insecta; Coleoptera; Chrysomelidae.